AUGCCGCUCUACUCAAAGUUCUUGAAAGAUCUGUUAACCAAAAAGAGCAAGUACAUACAUAGUGACACCAUUGUUGUGGAGGGAAAUUGUAGUGCAGUGAUUCAACGGAUCCUUACACCGAAGCACAAAGAUCCUGGAAGUGUCACAAUACCAUGCUCUAUUGGUGUUGUGUCUGUUGGCAAAGCUCUCAUUGACUUGGGAGCAAGUAUAAAUUUAAUUCCACUCUCUAUGUGCUGGAGAAUUGGGGAAUUGGAGAUAAUGCCAACCAAGAUGACACUUCAAUUAGCAGAUUGUUUGAUUACCAGACCCUAUGGUGUUAUUGAAGAUGUUUUGGUUAGAGUGAAGCAUUUCAUUUUCCCAGCUAAUUUUGUAGUGAUGGAUAUUGAAGAGGACCCUGAAAUCCCUUUGAUCUUGGGGCGUCCGUUCAUGCUAACUACCUGUUGCAUAGUAAAUAUGGGGAAAGGUAAGUUGGAGUUGAGUGUGGAUGAUCAAAAAGUUACAUUUGAUUUAUUUGACGCUAUGAAGCAUCUGAGUGAUCAUAAGGCAUGUUUUAAGAUAGAUAAGGUGGAACAAGAGGUUGAUAUGGUGGCUAAAGCCAUGGUUCUGCAAACUCCACUUGAAAAAGUGUUGACUAAUACCCUGGAGUGUUUGACAACAGAAGAGGAAAAAGAAGUACAAAGUUGUUUGAAGGAAUUAGAAGGUGAGCAAGAGAGUUCCCUGGAGAAAUGA
This is a messenger RNA of Glycine soja, 729 nucleotides long. RefSeq lists its product as uncharacterized. Lineage: Eukaryota; Viridiplantae; Streptophyta; Magnoliopsida; Fabales; Fabaceae. The record is from RefSeq and is a predicted model, not a curated record. The coding region runs from base 1 to 729 and encodes 242 amino acids. The transcript has a single exon.